AUUCUUUGACGUUUAGAUACUUGCUUUAGUCGCCAACAUGGCUGUCGACAAUAUUUUGGAAGAUGAAGAGGAGAAUAUUUUGUAUGAUUUACUCAUAAAUACGGAGUGGCCACCUGAGACGGACACACAGUUGAGGGGAUAUAAGGAACACGAUUCGUCGUUGAUCGCCAAAGCAGUGACAGGUCCCUUCAGGUUCAUCCUUCACUACUUAUGGUACAGCCCCUCUAGUUCCUCGCUGCCCCCAGGACUAGUGCGUCUGGCCGCCAAACAGAUCAACUGGCAGCUGGUGUUGGCAAGUAAUGGGAAGCUGCUGGCGCUCGUUCAGGACCAGUGUGUGGAGAUCCGGUCUGCUAGAGAUGAUUUUGCCUCAGUCAUUGGGAAAUGCCAAGUGCCCAAGGACCCCAACCCUCAGUGGCGCCGGGUGGCAUGGAGCCAUGACUGUGCUUUCCUGGCGUACUCCGACAGCACCGGCACCGUCCGGCUCUUUGACCUCAUGGGGAGCGAGCUCUUCAUCAUACCACCGGCGGUCAGUUUCCCUGGUGACUUCAGCUAUGCGGCCGCCGGUCUGGUGUUCCUUGAGUACACGGCCAGUGCCCAGUGGUCUUCAGAGCUGCUGGUCAUCACCUACAGCGGUCAGCUCAAAAGCUAUCUAGUCAGUGUGGGGACCAACCAGGCCUUUCAAGAGAGCCACACCUUCAGUUUCUCUGCCCACUACACCAACGGCAUUACCACAGCCAUCUUUCAUUCAGGCCACAGGCUACUGUUUGUGGGGGGGUGUGAGUCGAGCGACGACGGCGUGACUCGCGCCACCCGCUGUGGCCUGACCGCCUGGAGACUGUUGUCAGGGCAACCACACUACAAACAGGUCAUCAGUUACGAAGACGACGUGGGAUCGGCUCAAAGGAGAGGUUUCUUCAGAAUUCCCAGCUUCAGGUUUUUCUCUCGACAAAGCAAUGAGCUGGAUGGUGUGUUUAGGAUGAGUCUGUCUCCAGACGGUGCUCUCCUGGCUGUGGUUCACUUCUCAGGGAGACUCAGUCUCUGGGACAUCCCCUCUUUCAAACUCAGAGCCAGCUGGGAGCAAAGCCAACAGCCAGGAUUUGAUGAAAUCAACCCAGAGUGGAAGACUUCUCUGGAAAAGAGGAAAAAAAUAAAAGAUAAGGAGCAGUACGGUUCUCUGAUGGACGUGAGCUGGUGGAGUGACGCUGCCUUUAUUCUGGCCCGCUGUUCGGGUUCUCUCACCGUCUCAUCGCUUAAAACCCUACGGAACCUACUGGGGAAGUCCUGCGAGUGGUUUGAGCCAUCGCCAAGGGUUACGUCUGCUCAUGACGGAGGAUUUCUCAGCCUGGAGUGUGAGGUGAAGUUGGCCCCUAAGCGCUCCCGGCUGGAGAGCAGCCCCGGUGAGGAUGACGAUGGUGCCGAGGACGACUCUGACUCCGACGAAGAGUCGUCGGCACGGGCCCGCUACUUUGGCUACGUCAAGCAGGGCCUCUACUACGUCACCGAGAUGGAACGCUUCGCCCCGCCACGGAAAAGGCCCCGCGCUGUCAUCAAGAACUACCGGCUAGUCAGUCUCCGCUCCACCACCCCCGAGGAGCUCUACCAGAGGAAGAUUGAUAAUGAGGAGUACGGCGAGGCUCUGUCCCUGGCUCAUGCCUACGGUCUGGACUCUGAUCUGGUUUACCAGAGACAGUGGAGAAAGUCCACAGUCAGCAUCGCCUCCAUCCAGGAUUAUUUGAGUAAGAUAAAGAAGCGCUCUUGGGUGCUGCAUGAGUGUGUAGAGCGUGUGCCAGAGAACGUGGACGCUGCCAAGGAGCUGCUGCUGUACGGCCUCAAGGGCACAGACCUGGAGGCACUCAUCGCCAUCGGCAACGGAGAGGACGGGGGCAGGUUCAUCCUUGCAGGUGAUGUUGAUGUGGAUGACACGCCUUAUGAAGACUUUCUCUCUGCUGAGGAAGAGGUGGAGAAAAGAAAGGAGAGAGAUCAGAAUAAGAGACAAGAGUUGCUCAAGAAAGUGGACUUCAGCAGGUUGACUCUGGAGCAAAAGGAGCUAUGCAGGAGUCGUCUGAAGCUUCUCAGCUACCUUGACAGGCUCGCCACCUAUGAGGAGAUACUGGGUGGGCCUCAUGCCGCAGAGGAGAGAUAUGAUGCUGAAUUCUUUAAGACUUUCCGCAAUCAGAAUAUUGUCCUGUCGGCAAGAAACUAUGCCAGGGAGAGUAACGUCCAAGCUCUGGACAUUCUCUUCACCUACCAUGGCUCUGAGCUGUUGCAGCAUCGCCUGGCCAUCCUCUGCAAUUUCCCAGAAACCACCUCUCCGCACGAGUACACCAUCCUGCUCCCCGAGGCCUGUGUUGAUCAGGACGAUCUGGUGUGUAUUCCAUGGGAUGAGCGGAAACACAGAGACACAGACUGGUGUGAGGAGAGUGAGUGCAGGUCGGUAGUGGAGACCAACCCUCCUGAUGAGGACGACUUCCUGUAUGAGGACGCGGCCCUCGUGAGGUUCCGCACAGCGGAUCCACCAAUCACGCUCCUCACUGACUGGUACCUCACUCGUGCUCGAGAUAUGGAGAACAACUCCAGACAGGUGGACUGUGCGCUGUCAUUGGUGCGUCUUGCGAAGGAGCGGGAGAUCCCGGGGUUGGAGCGUCUGUGUGAUGACCUGGUUACCCUGGAGACACUGGUGUACGAGACGUCAUGUGACCUGAGCCUCAGCCUACGGGAGCUGCUGCAGCUGCGUGACAUUGACAAGCUCCGCCUCCUCAUGAAAAAUUCGUCUGAGCAGAGGUAUGUGCGGAACUGUUUCCAGUGGAUGGUUCCCUUCUUGCAGCGUUGUGAGAAAGAGGGCGGGGCCGAAAGCAGGACAGGAGGCGGAGCAGAGGGUCUGGCCGCCGCCCUUCUCAGGGAGUACCUGGUGUCACUUGCUACAGAUGACCUCACACUGCCCCUAAAGGUCUUCCAACACUCCAAACCUGAUUGUCACCAGAAGAUCAUCUCUGACCCCGACCAGCUGAUGCAGGUGGCGCUGGACUCUAUCUACAACUGUGAGAGAGACGACCAGCUGCCUCUCUGCUACGACAUCCUAGAGUGUCUGCCUCAAAGGGGAUACGGACUCGAAACGGAUGCUACAAGAGAUCUACAUGACCGAGUGGACCUGCUGGAAAAACACCUCAGUGUGGCAGAGGUACUGGAGAAGCACGGUCUGCGGAAGCCCAUCUCCUUCGUAAGGAAGAGCCAGAGCAGCACAGACGAGGCCCAUGAACUCAUGGUCAAACUCACCAGACAUGUUGGGCGCAGGACUACUCCAGUCAGUGAGAACGAGUGGAAGAGCUUGCUUCAGGACCUCCUAGAGAUGCAGCAGAACGUUUACACGUGUCUGAAGCCGGAGACCUGCCAGGAGGUGUUCGCAGAUAGCUUGUUAUGUUCGGGUCGCCAGGAGACGGUUUCUCUGGCCGGCCAGAUGAUGCACAGCAGCGCCGUUGCCGAGGAUACGCCGGUGAGCGUGUCACUACGGAUACGGGGCCCGGGCCGCGUGGCAUAUGCCCGGAGUGUGGAGCUGGUGCUCGCUGCUGCCCGGGAGUACUUCAACUCCUGCUCCUCGCUCAGGGACCCCUGCAUGAACCUGGCACGGUCGUGUCUAUUGCUGAUCGCUGACUGCCCUUCCGUGGUGUCUGAGGAGUUGGACCUCAUCAGCGCUCUCUCUCGACUGGAGGACUUCAACGUCAAAAUCCUCCCCUUACAAGUUCGUCUCCGUGAGGACCGUCUCUCCCUGAUAAAGGAGUGUGUGUCCCAGUGCCCCUCUGCUUACCGCCAGGCCACCACUCUACUGGAGCUGGCCAGACUUCUGCGUGUGGCAGGUGACAGCGAGGCAACACGAAGGGCCAGUGUUCAGGACUACAAAGCCUCCUACAGCCACUGCCAGGAACUUAUGACCACAGGUUACAGCGGUGGCUGGGAUGUGUGUGCUCGUUUGGCGGAGUGUGAGGGCUAUGCGGACCUGCCUGCGCGUCAGAAGCUGAUGGCCUUCUCCCUGACCCACUGCCCUCCAGCCAGCAUCCAGAACCUUCUGGCCGCAUCCAGCAACCUGGAGACACAGGUCCUGUACCAGGCUGUGAACUACCAGAAAGACCCGACCCAGUCAGAGGAAGGUUCUGAUGGGACACCGGAGGAAGUGAACUCAGAGCAGUCUGCAGACCUGCUGCACAGAACCACGGCCCGGACCAUGCAGGUGCUGACCCACACUGGGGAGACCACCCGAGCCGUGCUGUCUGCUGUCACGGACAAGCAGUGGUGGAGAGAUUCGCUCAACUACUUACGACCGCUGCAGGGUUAUGGGAUGUCAACAGGAGACGCUUCAGCCAAUCACAAUGCAGAUCUGGAGCGACAAGCGUGCCACCCCUUCUACGAGUCGCUCUUUGAGAAUCCCUACGUCCAUCCGAGUGAGGACGUGUACUGCAGCUAUGACUACACACCCUGUGAGGACUUUGCUGAGGUGCUGCUGAGGACAGGAAAGCUGGCGGAGACCCGCAGUGAAGGACAGAACCUCUUCCCAGCCACUGAAGUUCUCCUCCAGCUGGCAUCCGAUGCCUUUCCUCGGGACAUGACGCUUGCCCUGGCCUACUUAUUGGCCUUGCCUCAGGUGCUGGAUGCGAACAGCUGCUUUGAGAAGCAGCCUGCGAGUGCUCUGUCUCUGCAGCUGGCGGCCUACUACUACUCCCUGCAAAUCUACUCCCGUCUGGUGCCCUGCUUCAAGAACACACGGCACCCCCUCUACAGGGCGGACCCCAAAGAGCUGAUCCGGCUUGUGACGCGCCAUGUGAGCGAGCAGGAGGAGAGCGCCGAUUGGCCAGCGGAGGUGGGCCUUCUGAUUGGCCAGCUGCGGGCCUACUCCGAGCGCCUGGCCGACUACACACAGGCCCAGGUUCUGCAGGGUCUCGGCCGCGGCGUGGACACACAGCGCUUCAGCUCCGAUGCACAGUACAAGAAAGAGACCAUCCUGGGCCUCGCCGAGACACUGGACGAGAGUGUGUACCGUAUUUCCAUGUCAUUGGCUCAGCGCUACAGUGUUCCUCUUUGGGAGGUGUACAUGACACACCUUGAGUUCCUGUUCACUGACAGUGGGCUAGCCACUAAUGAGAUUGAGAGCCGCUGCGAGUCCCUGGCCCUACUGACCACGCUGAAGAACAAUCCAGAAGAUUUCUAUGCCCACAUGCUCAAGUACGUGUACCCGGCCAUUGCAGGAAGUGACCUCAGCCGCCUGCUGCUCUACUAUUCACUUCUGGAGUCAUGUGACUGUGCUCAGUACAUCACCGCGGCGAUGAAGCCCGACACGCAUGUCAAACUGCUGAAGAAGCUCAAGGCUGUAGCAAGUGGCUUGGACUACAGGAAGCUGACGGACGAGGCGUCGGACCCGCUGCAGGCCCUGGAGCCGGUGCUGAGCAGUCAGAACGUGCUGUCCGUCUCCAAGCUGGUGGGCCGGGUGCCGCUGGCCUCGGGCGCGUGCCUCACCCCCAGCGCGGUGCACGCGGCCUGGCUGAGGAGGCUGUUCUGGAGGGGGGACCCCCAGGUGCUGAAGACGCCCCCCCAGACGGACGUCGAGUUCCUGCACGCCUACGACACCUGCGGCAAGUACCUGGACAGGCUCCUGCCGGGCGACGCCGUCUGCUUCCUGGAUUUCAUUACCUUCUCCCCCGAAGCGGCCAAUCAGCUUACGGUGGAGACCCGCUGUGAGAUCAGCAAGCGCGCUCUCAAGUCGCUGCGGGCCGCAGCCGAAAAGACCAGGAAGAAGGGUGGAGAUGAUGGGGAGGGCCCUGCCUCCUUUGAACCCGCCCUCUCCCACCUCAGCCAAUCAGUGGCUCACCUGGAGACACUCACCCUGGACUUCCCCCUGUCACUCAAAAACAGCGAUGAAGAGCUCUUGCGGAGCUACAGCCGCCUCUACGACCUCUCGCGCUCUGAAGGUCCGAAGGUCCACCAGCUGGCCGUCACUAUGGCGAUGGACGGCCAGCCUCUGAGGUGCGUCGAGCAGCUGCUCGAGGUUGCUGUGGGAACCUCGGAGCUGUCUGUCAAGGGUGUGAUGCAAGACGCCGUGGAAAGGAUCAUAUCGGCAUUCAGUGGAGAUGAAGAGGUGCUUAAACACUACCCAGACCCACUGAAGGUUCUAGAAGGCAUUGUCUCUGCUGUGCAUGCCCAUGUUGAGAAUGGUGGAGGACUGGUGAGCUCGGACAAUGUGUUGGCAUGGUUACGGCCGUUCUGCGGUGAUGACGGGCGUCCGGUGCGUCCGCGGAUUGAGGUGCUGAAAGUUCUGGAGCAUUCAUUCAGUCUGAGUGAGGAGGACAUCCGACUGCUGGUGUUCUUCCGAAGCCAAGCUGUGCUCAAGGCCGGCUGGCCCGAUAGAGAGGUACACACUCACACUCUCUCUCACACACACACACACAGUGUUCGCAGAUAG
This is a messenger RNA of Clupea harengus (Atlantic herring), 6445 nucleotides long. It is a transcript of the gene nbas, whose product is annotated as NBAS subunit of NRZ tethering complex. The record is from RefSeq and is a predicted model, not a curated record. NCBI's taxonomy places the organism in Eukaryota, Metazoa, Chordata, Actinopteri, Clupeiformes, Clupeidae. Bases 38 to 6445 code for a protein of 2135 amino acids. Gene Ontology annotation, biological process: retrograde vesicle-mediated transport, Golgi to endoplasmic reticulum. The transcript has 50 exons. Gene Ontology annotation, cellular component: Dsl1/NZR complex. Gene Ontology annotation, molecular function: SNARE binding.